Molecule: messenger RNA, 247 nt
Organism: Nestor notabilis (Kea)
Lineage: Eukaryota; Metazoa; Chordata; Aves; Psittaciformes; Psittacidae
Product: nuclear cap-binding protein subunit 2-like
Exons: 2
Biological process (GO): mRNA cis splicing, via spliceosome
Cellular component (GO): nuclear cap binding complex
Molecular function (GO): RNA cap binding
Source: RefSeq, a predicted model, not a curated record
AAGCCUUUCUUUUUUUCCCAUUAACUUAUUCCUAAGGUACUAUGCAAGAGGAGAUGCUGAAAAUGCGAUGCGAUACAUCAAUGGAACCAGACUUGAUGAUAGGAUCAUAAGGACAGACUGGGAUGCAGGAUUUAAGGAGGGUAGACAGUAUGGUCGUGGAAGAGCAGGGGGCCAGGUUCGAGAUGAAUAUCGGCAAGACUAUGAUGCUGGAAGAGGUGGCUAUGGCAAAACUGUUCAGUGCCAGUGA